AUGCAAGCCUGGAACAAUAACAGGGUGGAGGAGGAGGAGGAGGAGGAGGAGGAGGAGGAGGAGGAGGAAGAAGAAGAAGAAGAAGAAGAAGAAGAAGAAGAAGAAGAAGAAGAAUCCAGAGAGCAUGUUGAAAUCUGCUACAAAUGCAGUUUAGAACACAUUUAA
This is a messenger RNA of Podarcis lilfordi (Lilford's wall lizard), 165 nucleotides long. NCBI's taxonomy places the organism in Eukaryota, Metazoa, Chordata, Lepidosauria, Squamata, Lacertidae. The record is from the annotation of a GenBank genome assembly.